Amphibalanus amphitrite is the source of this 1068-nucleotide messenger RNA. Its product is annotated as 2-deoxy-scyllo-inosamine dehydrogenase-like. The record is from RefSeq and is a predicted model, not a curated record. The transcript has a single exon. NCBI's taxonomy places the organism in Eukaryota, Metazoa, Arthropoda, Thecostraca, Balanomorpha, Balanidae. Gene Ontology annotation, molecular function: oxidoreductase activity; zinc ion binding. The coding region runs from base 1 to 1068 and encodes 355 amino acids.
AUGAAGGCGCUCCAGUUCCUUCAGCCGGAGCAGCGUCUCGAGGUGCACGACGUGCCCUGGCCCACCGUCAGCGCGCCGCACGACGUCAUCGUGCGCGUGGCGUUCGCCGGCGUCUGCGGCACCGACCUGCACGCGCUGUCGGGCCACUACCCGAUGUCGCCCGAGUGGACCACUAUGGGCCACGAGCUGAGCGGCCUGGUGGCUGAGGUCGGCGGAGCCGUCUCGUCUGUCGCCGUCGGAGACCGCGUUAGCGUCAACCCGAACCGCGGCUGUGGUGUCUGCCGCGCCUGCAAGCUCGGCAACAUCCACUUCUGCGGCACGCAGAGCAUUGCCGACUGUCUGGGCUUCUACCGGCCGGGCGGCUGGGCGGAGGCGGUGCUGGUCCACGAGGCAGACGUUCAUCGACUGCCGGCAGGCGUACCACUCAGCUCGGCCGCCCUCUGCGAGCCGAUCUCUUGCCUGUUGCACGCCUUCGACCUGUUCGAGCCGCUGCCGGCGCACGGCCGGGUGGUGGUGCUCGGGGCCGGCAUCAUCGGCCUGCUGACCGCCUGUCUGCUGCACCACCGCGGCAUCACCGACGUCACCAUCAGCGAGCCGGGGCCGGCUCGGCGCCGCUUCGUCGACGGCCUCCAGCUGGGCUACCGGGCCGCCGCUCCGGCCGAGCUGGCCGCCGAGUUCGCGGCGCUGUCCGACGACCAGGUGGCCUCCAACGGCGCGGACGUGGUCAUCGACUGCAGCGGCUUCUGCCCGGCCAUCGAGCAGGCGGCCGGCUGGCUGCGGCGCGGCGGUGCGCUCUGCCUGUUCGGCGUGGCGCCGCCCGAGGGCCGCGUCUCGCUCAGCCCCUACCUGCUCGUUACCCGCGAGCUCUCAGUCAGGGGCGCAGUCAUCAACCCUCAUACGUUCCCGCGCGCCGCAGCGAUGGCAGCCGCGCUCGGCGCUCGCUACCUGGACCUGCCGCGCCUCGGGGUGGAGCUCUUUAAACUGGAGCAGUACCAAGAGGCCAUGGAUAAACUCAAGAAGGGAGAAAUCUCCAAGGUCAUGUUUGCUGUGAAUGAUACCAUCGAGUAG